Molecule: messenger RNA, 4723 nt
Organism: Toxotes jaculatrix (banded archerfish)
Lineage: Eukaryota; Metazoa; Chordata; Actinopteri; Toxotidae
Product: NACHT, LRR and PYD domains-containing protein 12-like
Exons: 12
Coding region: 415-3489 (1024 amino acids)
Molecular function (GO): protein binding
Source: RefSeq, a predicted model, not a curated record
UCCUUCAACCAGUCACCAUAAAAGAAAACAAGAAGUAAGACAGCGUGACUCUUACUGCUUAAGAUGGAUUGAAAGGGAAUGAGAACUGGAAUAAACUCAACUCAAGGUUAAGUCAUUAAAGCUGACUACUUCUUAUGCAAACGAGUAAGUUAUGGAUUGACGGAUGAAAGUGUGGAUAAAAAGUCCUUGGCCAAUGGCAGACUUACCUGUUAGAUCAAAGAUGAGUAUCCAUGGGAAGGAGGAGGAGGAGGGCAGAGCGAAGUCGCCAGCGUCCAUCUGUCUGUCCGACAAUUCCAAAGACAUUCCUCUUACCUUCCGUAAAGAACCUGGAACAUUCAGCACAAACCGUCGAUUACAAAAACUGGAACAACUAGAGAGCACCUUCCAGAGUGAAAGGAGCUGCUCUAUUCUUACAUGAGGCUGAUGUAUCUCUACAUCUUUAAAGAGGUCCUGAGGGAUCCAGUCUCCACCAGCAGUGGACAUUGCUUCUGCAAGCAAUGCGCUGAAUCAUGCUGGGAACUAUGUGAUUCAACAGGAGAUAUCUCAAGUCCCCAGAGUGGUAAACGCCUCAGAAAAAGUCUUGAACUGCAAACACUCAGUCAAACCAGCACUGAACCCUUGACUGACAGUCUGCAGGAUGUUUUUGACAAUCAUAGGAUCAGACUUAGAAAGAGAUAUGAAUUAGCAAUAGAAGGAACUGCCGAAGCAGGAUCUCGAACCCACCUGAACAGGAUCUACACUGAGCUCUAUAUUACUGAGGGACAAUGUGAAGGAGUUAAUGUCCAACAUGAGGUGUGGCAACUCGAGACAAUGUCCAAAAUGGAAACCCUGCAGGACACUCCGAUCAAAUGCCAUGACAUCUUUAAGGCUUUAUCUGGCCAAAAGAGAUUCAUUAGAGUGGUUCUGACGAAUGGCAUUGCUGGCAUCGGAAAAACCUUCUCAGUGCAGAAGUUUACUCUGGACUGGGCAGAGGGCUUGGAAAAUCAAGAUAUCAGCCUUGUGAUUCUGCUUUCGUUUCGGGAGCUGAACUUGAUCAAGGAGAAGCAGUACAGUCUUCUCAGGCUGCUGCAUGAUUUUGAUCCAACAUUGCACAUGGUCACAGCAGAAGAGCUUGUUGUGUGUAAGGUUUUGUUAAUCUUUGAUGGCCUGGACGAAAGCAGACUUGUUUUGGAUUUCCAGAACGAUGAGUUUGUGUCAGAUGUCAAGCAGACAUCAUCAAUCAAUGUGCUGUUGACAAACCUCAUCAAGGGGAAUCUACUUCCUUCAGCUCUCCUUUGGAUAACUUCAAGACCUGCAGCAGCCAAUCAGAUCCCGCCUUCUUAUGUUGAUAGGGUAACGGAAGUACGAGGAUUCACUGACACUCAGAAGGAGGAGUACUUCAGGAGGAGAUUCACUGAGGAGACAGUGUCAAGCAGAAUCAUCUCCCACAUCAAGGCAUCCAGGAGCCUCUACAUUAUGUGUCACAUCCCAGUUUUCUGUUGGAUCACCGCUACAGUUCUGGAGCAUAUGUUGACUACAGACCAAAAAGAGCUUCCCAAGACACUGACUGACAUGUACUCACACUUUCUGCUGGUUCAGACCAAGAGGAGGACCCAGAAGUAUAAAAGGGGGCAUGAAAUGAUCCAACAGGAGCCAAUGCAGACUGACAGGGAAGUCCUUGUCAAGUUGGGGAAACUUGCAUUUCAACAUCUCGAAAAAGGGAACAUCAUGUUCUACCAAGAGGACUUGGAGCGAUGUGGUCUUGAUGUCAGAGAGGCCUUAGUUUUCUCAGGACUGUGCACAGAGAUCUUCAAAAGAGAGCGUGUACUCUUUCAGAAAGUGAUAUACUGCUUUGUUCAUUUAAGUAUUCAGGAGUUUCUUGCCGCUGUCUACAUGGUCCACUGUUACUUGAACGAGAACAUAGAAGUACUGGCGACAUUUCUGGGAGAAAACUGGGAAACAAACAGCAGUGACCCAGGUCUGGAUAGCUUCCUCAGCAGAGUUGUGGAAAAAUCUCUCAACAGUGGAAAUGGCCACCUGGAUCUCUUUGUUCGCUUCCUUCAUGGUCUGUUAUUGGAGUCCAACCAUCAUCUCUUAGGAGGUCUGCUGGGCUGGAUAGCUUGCAGUCCAGAAAGCAUCCAGAGAGCAAUAAACAACCUGAAGAAGAUGAAUGCUUAUGAUAUCUCUCCUGACAGAAGCAUCAAUGUCUUUCACUGUUUGAUGGAGAUGAAUGACCACUCAGUACAUCAGGAGAUCCAAGAGUACCUGCAGUCAGAGAACAGAUCAGAGAAGAAACUCACUAAGACUCACUGCUCAGCUCUUGCCUACAUGCUACAGAUGUCCGAAGAGGUUCUAGAUGUGUUGGACCCAAAGAAGUACAACGCAUCAGUCGAUGGAAGACGGAGAUUGCUCCCAGCUGUCAGAAACUGCAGAGAUGCUCGGCUCUCUGGUUGUGGACUCUCUGAGUGGCAUUGUGAAGUUCUGUCUUCAGCUCUGAUGUCCAACCCCUCCCAUCUGCAAAAGCUGGAUCUGAGUGAAAAUGACUACCUGCUGGAUUCAGGAGUGAAGCUACUGUCUGUCGGACUGGAGAGUCCAAACUGCAGACUAGAGACACUAAGGUUGAGGAACUGCAGUUUGUCGGAAAGUUGUUGUGAUUCUUUGUCAUCAGCCCUGAAGUCCUCCUCAUCCUGUCUGCGAGAACUGGACCUAAGUAACAACAACUAUUUGAAGGAUUCAGGCGUGAAGCUUCUGUCUGUUGGACUGGAGAGUCCACACUGUAGACUGGAGACUCUGAGAGUGAGUUGCUGCAGACUAUCGGAGAGCUGCUGCGCACAUCUGGCCUCAGCUAUCAAGUCCAACCCCUCCCACAUGAGAGAGGUGGACCUGAGUAAAAACAAACUGAAGGAUUUAGGAGUAAGUCUGAUGUCUGCUGCACUGAAGAGCCCUCAAUGCAGACUAAAGAGUCUGAGGCUUGAUAGAUGUGGGCUGACGGAGAACUGCUGUACUUCUUUGGCCUCAGUUCUGAAGUCCAACCCUUGCAGCCUGAGAGAGUUGGAACUGAGUUACAACGACCUGCAGGAUUCAGGAGUGAUGCUGCUGUGUGCAGGACUGGAGAGUCCACAUUGUAGACUAGAAGCUCUGAGAUUGAGAAGCUGCUGGUUGUCAGAGAGUUGCUGUCCUUCUCUAGCUUCAGCUUUAAUGUCAAACCCCUCCAGUCUGAGAGAACUUGACUUAAGUGAAAAUGAUCUCCAUGAUUCAGGAGUGAAUCUGCUGUCUACUGGAUUGGAGAGUCCACAUUGUAGAUUAGAGACUCUGAGGUUGAUAAACUGUCGGGUCACGGAUGAAGGCUGUGCUUUUCUGGCAUCAGCUCUGAAGUCCAACUCAUCCUAUCUGAGAGAGCUGGACCUGAGUAAAAACAGCCUGCAGGAAUCAGGAGUGAAGCUGCUGUCUGGUGUCCUGGAGAGUUCACACUAUAGACUGGAGACUCUCAGGACGGAAGAAGCUUUGUAAACGUGGAGCACUUUCAUGUGACUGAAAUGCAUCCGUCAUGACGUGUUGCUGACUCUGGGGCUGCUACAAUCCCCGCACCACUGUGUCUUACCUGCAGUCACGAGAUUUGUUAUGUAUUUCUAAACAUUUCUUCAGAAGCCAGAAGGCUAUUUUGAUUUUAUACUGACUGCAUUUUGGUUUAGAGGAUUUUUUUUAUCAUAGUUAACCGUUCUUCCUAUUUGUAGAGUACUUGUUUACCUGAAAGACCCUUGCAGGAGCCUUGUCUAUUAUUGUUCUAUGGCAGAAGGUUGUAAUGGCUGUGUUCCUGAAACCAUAUCUGUUCAUUAGUUUGGGAUAAAACAUCUUCAUAGGCAUUUUAGCGCUAACUGUAUAAUAGCUGACAAAACCGACAUAAAUUCUGCUGAAAAAUUUAUUUAAAAUGUUUGUAUAUAGUCAGUUUAUAAAACUCCUUUUCAGUGCUUUUUCAGUUAUAAUGUGUAAACCUGCUGGGUGAAUAGAAUGCUUAAUGAACAUAAUUAUGUUGCCAGGUCUUCUCAGAGUUAAAGGGAAUAGUAGAAAAAAAGCAGUGUUCAUUUGACAGAUAAUAAAAGUCUGUCUGUGAUACGUGACGUUAGAGCCAAUGGCUGGUCAGCUUAGUUUUGCACAAACUCUUGAAACAAAGGGAAACAGCUUGCCUGUUCCUGUUCUACAGUAACUCCACUACUGGUAACACUUUGUUAUUUCACUGGUUUUUACCUUAUGUCUACAGAUUUUAUUUAUUUGUUUUUAAGCAAACUUAUUUAUAUCUUCCCAGGUCUGCUAUAUUUUGAAUAAGGCAGUCAGAGAUUCACAGAAAGCCCUGUGUUUUACCCAUGCCCUGGCCAAUGUGCUGCAAAGUCUUGUUUCCACAGGACAAUAGUAAACUUUUUUCAACAAAAACAUGUGCAAUACUUUGUCAAGUAAUCCACUUCUGCUUACACUCUCUAUGCUGUCUAGACUGUCUGUACCAUACCCAUACUGUGUACAGUGGUUCAGUAUUGUAUAUACUGCUAACACUGUGUAUACUGUCAUUUUGUCUAUAGUAUUUAUUUUCUACAGUAAAUCUUGAGUCUUUAUAUUUUUGUUUUUUGUAAAUCCUGGGUGAAUCUGUCUCUUUGCUGCUGUGACGGAUGCAAAUUGUGGGACUAAAAAAAAUGUGUAUCUCAUCUUAACUUAGAUUAAUAUUUUUGUACAUUUUAAUAAAGUGAGCUAAGCC